Messenger RNA from Paramormyrops kingsleyae, 2820 nucleotides. The record is from RefSeq and is a predicted model, not a curated record. NCBI's taxonomy places the organism in Eukaryota, Metazoa, Chordata, Actinopteri, Osteoglossiformes, Mormyridae.
ACGUAAGUUAACUUGUCUUUGGCGUGUGACACAGAGUACAUGCUCCUUAAAAACUCCUCAAGAUUCAGAUCCCUGUUACUGCAGGUGCGAGGCUCUUAAAUGAGGGUGAAGUCAGCUGUCUGUUCUGCUGACAAUUUAAAAAUAUUAUUACAAAUAUUGUUGGUAGCUAUAAUUUGUGUUUAUAUAAAGUAGGGGCAGUGAAUCAUGAAUACGGCAACACUUCACUUGAAUAUAAGAAUUAUAAAGAUGUUUUUUACUGUAUUAUGAAGGCAUCUAUGCAUGAGAAUUUCAUAAAGCAUUCACAGUGCAUAAAACAUUUAAUAUUAUGUCUUUUUAUAAAUAGAAAUUAUAGCCAUGUUUAUUAUGCUUUAUGAAUGCAUUGCGUUGUGAAUGAGUUCAAAGAUUGUUAGAGACAUGGCAUUCAUAGAAAGUGUUACCGUAAAUAUUAAUGCUUUCGUUAUAUAAAUAAAUACGAAUAGUUGUAGUAUAUCUUUAUGUAAUAUGGAUGGAUAUGCAUAGGUUGCUGUUACUUUUUAUAACAUCCAAGGUCUGGCCAGCCAACCAGAUUGCGGGCGAGGCAGUGAGAGGAUCCCGAACGCGAAUGGGAAGGAGGCGCAACUGGAGCGCAGCUUAGCUGCACUGCGCCACUGGAAAGCGCUCGCUCUCACUGCGGAGCCCAAAGAGCCAUCGGGACUUUCGCAAAUCACUUCACAAGCCGAACAGAGGGAUAAAGGGGAAAAAAAUAUGGAAUGUUCUUUGUUGGACGGCAAAAUUGGAUUACAUAUUGUACAGAAUGUUUUGCGAGAUUUUUAAUACUACUUAGGCUACAUCAUUAGUGGUUUCUUUUGAACUUUGUACAAAAUAUUAUAUUUAUACAUACGUACUAUAAAUAUAGGCCUCUCUGUAAACAUACGGGAACGUGUUUUAUUUAUAAAGCUUUACCGCCGGACUUUUUCAGUAGCCCGUUUUUUCAACAAUUAAAGAGAAAUAACCAUGUUGUUCUACCUCCAACUAAACGCCCAUCAAAGAUACAAGGACGUGAGCAAAAGGCGUGCUCUGGUCUUUAUGUAGCCGGUGUGAGACACUAAAGAAACUUACACCUGUAUUUCAGUGAAGAUGCUCGUAAGUCCGCCAUGAGUUGUGGAGGCUUGCGGCUCGGGCUGUGUCACUGAGGAAUGGUGCUGAAUUCCCUGCGGCUAGGAGCAAUUUUCCGGCUCCUACAGGGUCACUUUUUUCCUGGUCUGGGGGAAACGGGAUUAGCGAGCGAUGGGAACCGCACUGUACUGCUUCCUCGUCUGCUCGCUGUGCGUGCCAUGUGCCACCAAAGAGAAUUCUCCGAUUCCUCGGGACCUUAUAGAGAAACUGUCCCGUAGCGAAAUCCGCAGCAUCAGCGACCUCCAGCGGCUCCUUGAAAUCCAUUCCGUAGGAAAUGACGUCAUAGAGGAGACCAAGCAGAGGUACCACAAGGACAUCUGGCACCACUACACAGAUGUGAAGAGUUCACAAGGCCGUAUCAGGCAAAAAAGAAGCAUCGAGGAGGCCGUGCCAGCUUCCUGUAAGACGCGGACGGUGGUGUACGAGAUCCCGCGCAGUCAGGUGGACCCCACCUCCGCCAACUUCCUGCUGUGGCCGCCGUGCGUGGAGGUGAAGCGCUGCACCGGCUGCUGCAACACGGGAAACAUGCGCUGCCACCCGUCGCGCAGACACCACCGCACUGUCAAGGUGGCCAAGGUUGAAUACGUCCGGAGGAGGUCAAAGUUGAGGGAGGUGUUGGUGCGACUCGAGGACCACCUGGAGUGUGUGUGCACAUCGCAGCACUCGGACGUGCAGACAGAUAUGACGUGAGUCAUACAAGGUCUGGGAUUCCAGCAUGGUGAUGGGGGCGUGGGGCACGACCUUGACCUCCACUGAUCCCAGACACGCCCUCCCACGUUUGCCUUUCGAAAAAUGCAGCCAAAUAGCAAAUGCAGAAGCAGCGAAGUAGCAAAACAGCAAACACAAGGACAAAGGUGUUGGCAAAAUGGAGACUGUCGUUCUGCACUGCCGGUGUCCGGAGGCUUCCGCUGGGCCAGCUGCUGAUGAUGGGAAUGACAACAGCACCGAGCUUUGAACGGGACUCAAGCAUGCUUGAGGUUCUUGGUUCUGUCACAGAAAUUUGGUAAAACUGGUGGAGGAGGAGGUGCCAGAAGUACACAGGGCCUUGGUCUGCACAAUACGUGACACAUGGGGAGCUGGACCAUUAAGGACAACAGGAGCACGCCCCAGUAAACCAGUGUCUGAUGGCCUUACGCCAGACCUUGCUUAUACCCUGAGAAACAGGUUUUGAUACCGCCGGCUGUGUGGACUUGGACAGCAUUCCACAAGUGUAAGAAAAUAUGAUUUUACCGGGAAGCACAUUUUAGACUUGGCGUCAGCUGGUGACUGGAUCCGGCAUUAGUGAGGAUCAUGGAAGCUGAUGGUGGAGUCGCAGGAAACGGGGACAGCCACUGACGUCCAUCCGACCGUGUAAAUCGGGACAGGAAGUGGAAUUGAUCCCUUAAGAUAACAGACAGGCCUUUUUAUCAAGACAUUGGAACCUUGGAAAGAUGGAACCUUAGAACCUUGCACGGAGACGGCAGAAUUCUGCAUGUUCUUUAGGGUUUCCUCACCAAUGGUGGUCUUUCUUUUGGUGGAGCUGGCUGGCUGAUUGUCUUUUCUGUUCAAGAUACGUAUCUACACCUUAUUUUUAUAACCAUUUGUUACUUGUUUGAUUCUCUUGCUGUACAAACAAAACACCUUCUACUUUGGGUAUUACUACUAAUAAACUAUUUAUAUCUAUCA